This is a messenger RNA of Cricetulus griseus (Chinese hamster), 1639 nucleotides long. Lineage: Eukaryota; Metazoa; Chordata; Mammalia; Rodentia; Cricetidae. The record is from RefSeq and is a predicted model, not a curated record.
AUUGGGUGGCGGUUAGCGGAGGCGCAACCUCUCCCUCAGCUGGAGCUGCGAGGUUUCCUGGGUCUGUGUUUCGGCGCCUGCAGGGACACGUCCGCAGACUUCUGGGUACCAGACUCCAACGACUGAACCCCCGCUGCUCCGUGAGCGCUCACGUCCUCUUUCCCCGUCUCAGCCGCUGAGCCGGCUGCUCGGUCCUUCGUUCGACGCAGCCUUCACCCCGGCGCCAUGGCUCCCAAGAAGGGCAGCAGCCGGGGCGCCAGAGCUAACGCGCUGCGGAGCCGCAAGCUCGCCUCCUUCCUUAAGGACUUCGACCGCGAGGUGCAAAUUCGAAUCAAUCAAAUCGAGUCCGACAGACAGAACCUCCUCAAGGAGGUGGAGAACCUAUACAACAUCGAGAUCCUUCGGCUCCCCAAGGCGCUGCGCGAGAUGAAUUGGCUUGACUACUUUGCCCUUGGAGGGAACAAACAGGCCCUGGAAGAGGCAGCAACGGCUGAUGUAGACAUCACAGAAAUAAACAAGUUAACAGCUGAAGCUAUUCAGACACCUUUGAAAUCUGUCAAAAAGCGGAAGGUGGUCCAGGUGGAUGAAGUGAUAAUGGAGGAGGAAGAAGAAGAAAAGAAUCCUAAGAAUCUUCGAUCUACUAGAGUCAAAAGAUGCCCUCCAUCCAAGAAGAGAACCCAGUCCAUACAAGGAAGAAGCAGGAGCAAAAGGUUAAGCCAUGAUUUUGUGACACCAGCUGUGAGCAGGCUGGAGCCGUCUAUGGUGAAACCAACCCCAGGCGUGACACCUAGGUUUGAUUCCAGGGUUUUCAAGACCCCAGGCCUGCGCACUCCAGCAGCCAGAGAGCAGAUUUACAACGUCUCGAUCAAUGGCAGCCCCCUUGCUGACAGCAAAGAGAUCUCCCUCACUGUGCCUGUGGGUGGUGGUGCGAGCUUGCGGCUAUUGGCCAGUGACUUGCAGAGGUUUGAUAUUGCUCAGCUGAAUCCAGAGACCCUAGGAAACAUUAAGAAACUCUCGAACCGCCUUGCCCAGAUCUGCAGCAGCAUACGGACUGGUAAAUGAGAAGAUGGCCGAGCAGCACAGGUGGCAGCAGGAACUGUGGAGUGUGACCACAGAACACGCACAUCUGUCCUCUUCCCUCACCCUGGGGGUGCUGGAUGUAGAGUUUCAGCUGUUGACACGGGGAGUGGUGCUUUCUGUCUAUCUCUGUUUAUCAAAGACCUCGUGUUGGUUUGACAGCUCCGGUGUCUUGCUGCAUACCUCUAGUCAUUUGGAUAGGGAACACAGGCCUAGUCGAGGGCUUUGUGUGCCUGGUGCAGGUGACUAUGAGCUGUCUGUGGUUCAUGGUCCCACCAGAUCUGUAGACUGCUUGGAGCAUUGUCCUGAAGGACUUACCAGUAGAGCACAGGGAGGCUAUACAAAGAGCACAGGUCCUGUGCUCCCUACAGGCGUGAGUGCACGGCUCUCCCUGUUAGUCUUGUUAUUUCAGUCUUCUAUAGGUGCAGCUGUUUCAGGGGGUUUCUACUGCUGAGGUUUUCAUCCCUGUUAUCUUCUGAACAGUGGCAUUUCAGCUGAGUUGUCCUACUGAAAGAUUGUUGUUUCCAAUAAAUCUUGGUUUGCUUUGGUUUUUAAAUCAGUA